AUGGUCUUUGAGACGACCGCUACUUUGGGCAAUGCGUGCGCGCUGAUACCUUCCGAUGGCCCGUCCCGGGCCCCGGGUACUCACAACUUGAAGUAGAUAUAUAUCGAGUUAUUCUCGCGAUGAGUACUUACCCGUCUUAGCGCCCGUCGUCCACCGCCCUUCUCACACCCAUAUCAUGCUCUCCCCCAAGACCUCCAGCCCUUCACUGUCCCCACGACUCUACCGUCAUGUCGCGCGCGCCCUGGCGGUGUGGUAUAUCCUAUGCACCGUCUCGGGGCAGCUGCCCAUCCUUUUCACAAUUGCUCGCCAUGGCAAAGCCGUCGACGACACAUAUGUGAACACGCAUCUCGCCGUGCCAUUGGUAUUCACGAUUCUCACCCCCAUCUACGCAUCAUGCCUCGUCUAUGCAAUAACCCUGUGGAUUCGCCCCGCCGAGCGCCCCGACCCGCUGCAGUUCGGCACCAUCAACGUCCACGUGUGCCUCUGGCUCUGCUGCGGCGUCGUCCCCGGCCUGUGGCCCCUCUUCCGCGCGCCGUCAGAAGACAUGCAGCAGUGCAUCAAGCAGUGGCCGUGGUGUCUUGUCCUGCUGCAGCGCAACCUCGCUCCGGCAGCCAUCUGGAUUGCCUUGCUAUGCGCGUCGAUAGGCAGCUACCAGCCGGGAACGGAGUAUUAUUUGUUGCCUGCGUGGCGAUAUUACUCGGGGGGAAGGGAAACGGACGGCGACGCAGUGGACAAGACCAAGGUCUUUGGAAAGCAGGUCGAUUGAUAGGGAGACGGAGAGGUAGGAAGACAGUGAGGCAUUACAGGUGUGGUCGUGGGGGUAGCGAAAGAUUAGGCCACGGUCCGUGCGAUACGCGUCGACGUUUGGCGUUGUUUUGUGUCAAAGACUAA
Molecule: messenger RNA, 891 nt
Organism: Mycena indigotica
Lineage: Eukaryota; Fungi; Basidiomycota; Agaricomycetes; Agaricales; Mycenaceae
Exons: 5
Coding region: 176-766 (196 amino acids)
Source: RefSeq, a predicted model, not a curated record